UAAGAGGUUGGACGACUAGCCAAUGGGUUCAGUGUAAAUGUGCAGCUGCUUCAAGCACAUCGGUGUUUAACUCGAUAUAUUUAAACACUCAAUACACGUUCAGUGCACAUUUCGGAAGCGAAAAGAAUGGACGUUAAAGACCAAGGAGCGCAAAUGGAGCCUCUUCUUCCGCCGGUUCAAAGCCCCGUGAGCAGCGAAGGGAGAAAUGAUGAGGAGGCAGUGUUGGACAGAGGUGGGACUCGCUCCAUGCUCAAUACCAACUUUGAGAAAGAGGAGCUAGAAGGCCACCGUACGCUGUACAUUGGGGUGCAUGUCCCACUCGGUCGGAGGUCACACAGGCGACAUCGUCACCAUGGACACCGUCACAGAAAGAGGUCGAGAGAAAGAGACUCAGGAACUGAAGAUGGCAGAGAAUCUCCCUCGUAUACAGACACUCCAUCUCAGAGGGUGCAGUUUUUGUUGGGGAUGGAAGAUGAGGAUGAGGAGCACAUUCCUCAUGCACUUUUCACUGAACUGGAUGAGAUUUGUCUGAGAGAGGGAGAGGAUGCUGAGUGGAAAGAGACUGCAAGAUGGCUGAAAUUUGAGGAGGAUGUGGAGGAUGGAGGGGAAAGAUGGAGUAAACCCUAUGUAGCCACACUGUCUCUGCACAGCCUGUUUGAGCUGCGUAGCUGCAUCCUCAAUGGUAUCGUCAUGCUGGACAUGCGAGCUAACUCGCUGGAAGAGAUAUCAGACAUGGUUCUCGACCAGCACGAGAUAUCGGUCACGAUCGGUGAGGAGGUACGUAGGAAAAUCCGCACUGCUCUUCUUAAACAGCACCACCACCAAAACCAGAAGAAACUGGCCAACCGCAUCCCCAUUGUCCGCUCGUUCGCUGACAUUGGAAAGAAGCAGUCUGAGCCACACUCUAUGGAUAAAAACGGUCAGAUGGUGUCUCCUCAUUCACAGCCAUGCUGCACAGAAGGCAGAGGCGAUGGCAGUCGAGAAAACAGUGCAGUAGACUUCAGUAAGAUAGAUCUCCAUUUUAUGAAGAAGAUCCCACCUGGAGCAGAGGCAUCAAACAUCCUGGUUGGAGAACUGGAGUUCCUGGAGAAGCCAGUGGUGGCGUUUGUGCGCCUUUCUCCAGCUGUGCUGCUCAAUGGCCUGGCUGAAGUUCCAAUUACAACUAGAUUUCUGUUUAUACUGCUGGGGCCGAUGGGCAAAGGGCCUCAGUACCACGAGAUUGGACGGUCCAUUGCCACGUUAAUGACGGACGAGGUGUUCCAUGAUGUGGCAUAUAAGGCGAAGGACCGUAGUGAUUUGGUUGCUGGAAUUGAUGAGUUUCUGGACCAGGUGACAGUGCUACCUCCAGGAGAGUGGGACCCCACUAUCAGAAUAGAGCCACCCAAGAAUGUGCCCUCUCAGGAGAAAAGGAAAAUUCCUCCCCUACCUAAUGGAGUAACUGAUCUGGGAGAGACAGAGGAGCAUGGAGGCCAUGGAGGACCUGAAUUACAGCGCACAGGAAAGAUUUUUGGAGGCUUUGUCCUUGAUGUAAAACGCAAAUCUCAUCACUACCUGUCUGACUACACUGAUGCCAUCAGCCUACAGUGUCUAGCCUCCUUCCUGUUCCUCUACUGCGCCUGCAUGUCUCCUGUCAUCACUUUUGGGGGCCUGUUGGGAGAGGCCACGGAGGGUCGAAUAAGUGCUAUUGAGUCUUUGUUCGGUGCCUCUAUGACUGGGAUAGCAUACUCUCUGUUUGCUGGGCAGCCUCUCACUAUACUGGGCAGCACUGGUCCUGUUUUGGUGUUUGAGAAGAUCCUAUUCAAAUUCUGCAAGGAAUAUGGACUGUCCUACCUCUCCUUGCGUGUGUGUAUCGGGCUAUGGACAGCUUUCUUCUGCCUGCUCCUUGUGGCCACAGAUGCCAGUUCACUGGUGUGCUACAUCACCCGUUUCACUGAGGAAGCCUUUGCUGCACUCAUUUGCAUCAUUUUCAUCUACGAAGCUCUGGAGAAACUAGUGCACCUGGGAGAAACAUAUCCUUUCAACAUGCACAAUGAUCUCAACAAGCUCACCCAGUACUCCUGUGUGUGCACAGAGCCAAAAGACCCAAGCAACAACACCCUGCAAUACUGGCAGGAAAAAAACGUCACUAGCUCUGAGAUUGACUGGUUAGGUCUGGAUGUCAAGAGCUGUGUGGAGCUCAGGGGUGAGUUCCAGGGCAGUGCAUGUGGUCAUCACGGGCCCUACAUCCCUGAUGUUGUCUUCUGGUGCGUAAUCCUGUUCUUCUCCACAGUUGCCAUGUCUUUCUUCCUCAAGGAUUUCAAAACUAGCCGCUACUUCCCCACCAAGGUUAGGGCAAUUAUCAGUGACUUUGCAGUCUUCAUCACUAUCGUCACCAUGGUGGGGAUUGACUUUGCUCUGGGGGUUCCCUCUCCCAAACUGCAGGUCCCCAAUGAAUUUAAACCUACCAGAGAUGACCGCGGCUGGAUCAUCAGCCCUCUGGGACCAAACCCAUGGUGGACAAUCCUCAUCACCUUCAUUCCUGCACUGCUGUGCACCAUCCUCAUCUUUAUGGACCAGCAAAUCACAGCUGUCAUCAUAAACAGGAAGGAGCACAAGCUGAAGAAAAGCUGUGGCUAUCACCUGGACCUUUUUGUGGUGGGUGUAAUGCUUGGAGUGUGCUCAGUUAUGGGACUACCAUGGUUUGUGGCUGCCACCGUCCUCUCCAUCACACAUGUGAACAGCUUGAAGCUGGAGUCUGAAUGCUCAGCACCCGGAGAGCAGCCCAAGUUUCUGGGAAUCAGAGAGCAGCGCUUCACAGGUCUCAUGAUCUUUGUCCUCAUGGGAUGCUCUGUAUUCAUGACUUCUGUCCUAAAGUUCAUCCCAAUGCCUGUGUUAUAUGGAGUUUUCUUGUACAUGGGGGCGUCGUCUCUCCGAGGCAUUCAGUUUUUUGACCGUCUGAAGUUGUUUGGUAUGCCAGCGAAACACCAGCCGGACUUCAUCUAUCUGAGACAUGUUCCUCUGAGGAAGGUUCACCUGUUCACCAUCAUCCAGCUGAGCUGCCUUGUCCUCCUCUGGGUCAUCAAAACCUCCAGAGCCGCCAUUGUUUUCCCCAUGAUGGUGUUGGCGUUAGUUUUCAUCCGUAAGUUGCUGGACUUCAUCUUCACAAAAAAGGAUCUCAGCUGGCUUGACGACCUUAUGCCUGAGAGCAAGAAGAAAAAACUGGAGGAUGCACAGAAAGAGGAGAACCAAAGUGUAAUGGUGGAGGAUGAAGUAAUUGUUCAGGUGCCACUUGAAGGACAUUACAAGGAUGACCCAUCAACAGUCAACAUUUCAGACGAAAUGACCAAGACGUCUUUUGGAAAUAUCUGGAAAAGCCUGAGUACUGACGACAGCAAAAACGAUAAAAGUGCAAAAAGCUCCCUCUCCUUACCUCCCAGCUGCUGACUUUCCAAAGAUCUUCAGUGAAAGGAAUCAGAAGUCCUAAGAAACCCGAUACAGUGAAGGACUGGAACGUUGACAGAGAGACGAGUUUGUGACGUCUCAUGUUGCUUUUAAAAAUAUAAAGAGAAAUUUUGUGCCACGAUAGUAAAGAACUAAUCUAUGUUUUACUGUCGCUCACUGUGUGUAACACUGUGCACACUCCUUUCGACAAUGUGUGUGUGUGUGUGUGUGUGUGUGUGUGUGUGUAAGCUGAAGGCCUGACAAAAUGCAUAUUUGUAAUUUUGUGUGAAAGUUUUGUGUGAAAUCCUUUUACAGGGUUAAUAAUAUCUUGACUUUUAGGAGUUUUACAUUUGAACUUGCUUUUUGUUUUAAACCCAGACGUAUUUUUAUGUUUUGUAUUUUUAUGGUAGUGUUUAACCUUUUCAAACUUUUCAACCUUUUUAAUAUCCUUGUCAUACAGUAUGAAAUAUACCAACUUCAGAUAUUCUCAUCAGAUAUUACAUGUAUUUUCAACUCAACUUCUUUGAACAAAAUGGUGACAAAUUAAAGAGAGAGACGACGUACAGUGCUGACGAACCGUCAGAAAUCUUUCAGAUUCUACAAAUCUCUACAACCACAAUAGAGACAUGAACACAAUUCUUAUGACAGCUAUUUCUUCACUAGGUGUUUUGAUAACAUUGGUACACAGUGCUGUCUCCGCAAAUGGACUGUAAAAGCUAUAAUAUACGAGUUCCAUUUUCAUUCUCUUCAACCUAUGGAUGUGGAAAUUGUAGAUUCAUUUUGUAAAAGAUCAUCAGCACAGAAACAUUUCCUCCUAAAGGAGAUGAAUAAAUUUGUAACAAUUUGCAGUGAGUCUUUCCUUUUACCAGCAAAACCCUGCCACACGUUUUUCCUCUAAUUUGUCUCCUGUCUGUUUAUAUUACUAUAAUUGUGAAAGCAAAUGAAAUAAAUAUAGAUCUAUAAAAUAAUUUCCAAAUAUUUUCUGACCGCAAAUACUAUGAUAUAUGGAUCCCAGUAAUCUCAGUCCACGUUAUUAAUGUAUAUGUGUGUACACGUGUCUGAGGAUUUCACUCAGCAUACAAACACUUUGAUAUGUUGACGCAUUUCUUUGUAAAACCUUCCAUAAUAACAGCAACCAAUAUUUUUAAAUGUACAUUUAUGGACUGUUGUAUCUUGUAUAGUGUGAAAUUUAUCUUCUUAGAUUUACUCUCCAAAAUUCUGAACAUAAAACCUUUACACGUGGAACAUUCUACAUAAGAGCUGAUGAUGCUGCACACACUUGCAAAUACUGAGUACUAUAUUUUGCUAAAAUACUGCUUAGAACCAUAAUGUUUAGUAAUACAUCUGUUUUUUCUGUGCUUUCUAAGAUUUAUAACCAUUGUGUCGUGAUUAAGUGGAGAUUCCUUGCAGGCAAAAUACUGACAAGAGAUGCAAUAAUCCUUUUCAAUAAGAGGGGCAUUAUAUCAUGUAUUGACCAGAGACAAAAUGACCUCAGACAAAUGUUCUGUACAUCCAGUUGUGUAUGUUGUUCAUGUGUAAUAUGCAAUAACUAAGAGUGUUUAUUUCAUAUGUAGGUAGGAAUAAAAUAAAUGACAGUGUGAACAAUUCGAUGGUGAUGUGAACACCAUGAUGCUGUAAUGACUUUGUUGCCAUUUCUUUUUGCUUUUUUUGUGUAAAUACUGAACCUCACUUACAGAUUUUUGCAGAGUGAUAAAUUCAGCAUUGCUUAAUUUAAGUUGUUUCUGUUUAUGAUGUUAAUUGAUGACUGUGUGACAUUACACCUGUGACACCUUCAGCAGAUACAGAACGAGCAAAUAAUCAUCUUUUAAGAGGGAAAUUAUGUACAGAUUUUCUUUUCUUCACCAUGCCACUGAUAUGUAACCACUGUA
This is a messenger RNA of Tachysurus vachellii, 5309 nucleotides long. It is a transcript of the gene slc4a10a, whose product is annotated as solute carrier family 4 member 10a. Gene Ontology annotation, biological process: regulation of intracellular pH; bicarbonate transport; transmembrane transport. The record is from RefSeq and is a predicted model, not a curated record. Gene Ontology annotation, cellular component: basolateral plasma membrane; plasma membrane. The transcript is spliced from 27 exons. Gene Ontology annotation, molecular function: sodium:bicarbonate symporter activity; solute:inorganic anion antiporter activity; monoatomic anion transmembrane transporter activity. Bases 127 to 3423 code for a protein of 1098 amino acids. Lineage: Eukaryota; Metazoa; Chordata; Actinopteri; Siluriformes; Bagridae.